AUGCAAGCAUUUGAGGGCUUUAUCGUAAUUUAUGACAACUUGCGGAAAUUUGAAGUAGUUAGCAUGGAAACCGUUGUUCGAGUUCUUAUUCCAAUUGACCUGGUAUUCCGAUCUUAUCAGGCAUGCUACAAGCGCAAUAACUCCCAUCCCCUCCGACCACGUCUGCAUCAACACUCCUCAUCACCGGCAUCAUGUGCGGCCCCCUCCCCGGAAGCUACCACGAGCGCGCAACUGACCAACCUCAGGACUGUCUUCUCCCUCAUCAUCAUCAACAAGGCCGGUGGUCUAAUCUACCAACGUGAAUUCCAAGCCGGCCUGCACAAGCUCUCCACAAACGACUACCUCGUCCUCGCCGGUACCUUUCACGGUGUCCACGCAAUCACUCGCUCCAUUACCCCUAAAAUUCCGCUCCAGACUACGGCCUCCCCCGUUCCCUCCUCGCCCGGCACAAAUGCCCCCUCUACAUCUGGAUACAGCUACCCAGUACCCGGUGUUCCGAUCUCCGGUCUCGAACAGCUUGAGACGGAUAAGUUUCGAUUGACUUGUUUCCAGACCCUGACGGGGACCAAGUUCCUGCUUUUUACGGAUCCAGUUUCGGGGAGUGUGGAGUCGAUUAUCAAUAAGAUAUAUGAGCUGUAUGCGGAUUAUGUUAUGAAGAAUCCGUUCUACCAGCUAGAGAUGCCGGUACGAUGCGAGGCUUUUGAUCGGCAUCUUGGGGCCUGGUUGAGGGGGAGGACAUAG
Molecule: messenger RNA, 741 nt
Organism: Penicillium longicatenatum
Lineage: Eukaryota; Fungi; Ascomycota; Eurotiomycetes; Eurotiales; Aspergillaceae
Product: trafficking protein particle complex subunit 4
Exons: 3
Coding region: 1-741 (246 amino acids)
Biological process (GO): endoplasmic reticulum to Golgi vesicle-mediated transport
Cellular component (GO): TRAPP complex
Source: RefSeq, a predicted model, not a curated record